UUAUAUUAAAACCCUUCGUUGAACUAUACCUGCUCCGCUCUGUGUCCUGCGUUUGGGUCCUCCAACCUGCCUCCACACCACGAUCGUGACAAAAAGCCAGUAUAGUUCAUUCUCUGGGUACCAUCAGGGCCGUUAAAUUAGAGAGUUACGACACUCUUUGAUCUCGCCGCUACGCAGUCACGUGGUUCAUGUAGCUCUCCAUCGUUCCAAACGACUCGGCGCUGUCAACCAGUUUGAAUGGGUUUAGGCGGGACGGACACCAGAUGCAGCUAUAUUUUACAACAAUUAUCGCGUUUGUCCAUUCUUUUUCAUCCUGCUGAAGAUCCGUCCUGGCAGAGGAGAGAUAUGGGAGAGGAAGGAACCACUGUUGAACUGACGACAUCUCCAGGGACAAUUUAGACCUGACCUGCAACCUGACACCUCCUCAUGCACAUAUAUGUGCCUUUCUGGUGCCAUAUGGUCUGUUAGUUGUAGUAUGUGGGAUACCUCUGUUCCUACUGGAGACCUCAGUUGGUCAGUACACCCAGGAAGGAUUCAUCACCGGCUGGAGGAAGUUGUGUCCACUGGCAGAAGGAAUUGGAUAUGGAAAUAUUAUAAUGAAACUGUAUGACUUCAGCUACAUUUUAAUCCAAGUUUGGGCUCUCUUCUACCUGGUGUUCUCAUUCAGAUCCCAGCUCCCCUGGGCUAGCUGUGAGAACACCUGGAAUACAGCUAACUGUGUGGCACUCCAGAUUUUGGAUUCUCCCUCAACAAAUUUGACAAAUCAAACAACGCUGAGUAAAACCACCUCUGCUGCUACUGAGUUCUGGGAACGGCGGGUGCUGGCCAUGUCUAGAGGCAUUGAGGAGCUGGGCAGUGUGAGGUGGGAUCUGGCUUUGUGUCUUCUGGCCUGCUGGGUGUUCUGCUACUUCAGUACCUGGAAAGGUGUUAGAUCUUCUGGAAAGGUAGCGUAUUUCACAGCCACGUUCCCCUACGUAAUGCUCCUGAUCCUACUCAUCAGAGGUCUGACUCUACCUGGAGCUUGGGAAGGGAUCUACUACUACCUGUAUCCAGAUCUGAACCGCCUGGCCAACCUUGAGGUCUGGAUAGAAGCUGGAUCUCAAGUCUGUUUCUCCUACAGCCUGACUGCUGGGACUCUAAAUGUCCUGGGCAGCUAUAAUGAAUACAACAACAACUGUUACAAAGACUGCUUUUGGCUCUGUCUGCUGAACAGUGGGACCAGUUUUGUUGCUGGAUUUGUCGUCUUCUCAGUACUUGGAUUCAUGGCUCAGAAACAGGGUGUUACAGUGGACAAUGUGGUUGAGUCAGGUCCAGGUUUGGCCUUCAUUGCUUACCCUCAGGCAACAGCUAUGAUGCCUUUGCCGCAGUUCUGGACAGUCUGCUUCUUCCUUAUGCUCAUUUUUCUCAGUGUUGACACACAUUUUGUGACAGUUGAAAGUUAUAUCACCUCAAUAAGCGACUUGUUUCCAAAGCUGUUUCGUAAACCUGGCAGACAUGAGAUGCACGUCCUUUUCAUCUGUUCCUCCUUCUUCCUCAUACAUCUGAUGUUGGUCACUGAGGGAGGGAUUUACAUAUUUCAGCUUAUUGAUUAUUAUGGCACUACCAGAGCUUUUCAUUAUGUCAUGGCUUUAUCUGAGUGUCUAGCUCUGGCCUGGGGUUUUGGUGCCGACCGUGUUAUUAACGUCAUUGAGGACAUGACAGGACAGAGACCCUGUGUUUUUUUCAAACUGUGCUGGAAAUACAUCAUUCCUCUGCUGUCACUGAUUUCUUUGAUCCUGUACCUGGUUGAUUAUACACACCUCAAGAUUAACGACUGGUACAGUUACCCUGACUGGGCGUACGCACUAGGAUGGACCAUGACCCUUUCCUAUAUUCUCAUGGUGCCACUGUGGGCAGCUGGAAAGAUGUUUUUGACAGCAGGAACCUUCAGACAUCGUUUGUCCAUCCUUUGUCGUCCUGCUGAAGAUCCGUCCUGGCGGAGGAGAGAAAUGGGAGAGGAAGGAACCACUGUUGAACUGACGACAUCUGCAGUGACAAUUUAUCCCUGACCUGCAAAGUCACAUUAAUUAGACACUUAUAAUUAUGUCAUUUAUAGAAUUAGUAAAAACACGGGUUAUCUUGGGUAUAAUUCUAACCUCCUAGCAGUAGCAUCCCUAAACUAUCAAAGGUAUAAGUAUUACUGUGUAAUUUGUAUGUAUCUAUUUGCUAUCAUAGUUUAAGUUGGUUCAAUCAGUUAUGACUCAUUAGCUCUCCCACCAUUUGAUUUUAAUCAUCAGUGUCUUGACUAAAUAAGACAACGUAUUGGUGAGAUCAAUCAAAGAACAAUCCUUGCAUUACU
This is a messenger RNA of Micropterus dolomieu (smallmouth bass), 2338 nucleotides long. Its product is annotated as sodium- and chloride-dependent GABA transporter 3-like. The transcript has 15 exons. Gene Ontology annotation, cellular component: membrane. The record is from RefSeq and is a predicted model, not a curated record. NCBI's taxonomy places the organism in Eukaryota, Metazoa, Chordata, Actinopteri, Centrarchiformes, Centrarchidae. Gene Ontology annotation, biological process: sodium ion transmembrane transport. The coding region runs from base 597 to 2048 and encodes 483 amino acids.